AUGGAUGAUGUGUGGAACCAAGGAGCAUGGGAAAACGUGCUUCGCACCCCCAUUCUUAAUGCCACCGAUACACAACCAGGAAGCCGAGUCUUGGUUACCUCAAGAAACAUUGAUGUUGUUCGGAGCAUGGGAGCUUCCAUCCUGCGUGUCGACACACAAAACAAUGAAGAUGCUUGGUGCUUGCUAAAGAAACAGCUACCACAGCCAGAGAUCGGUGUUAGAAGUGAUUUUGAUGAGCUGAAAGAUAUCGGGAUGAAGAUUGUAAAAAAAUGUGACGGGUUACCACUUGCUAUUAAAGUUAAGGGUGGACUCUUAAGCAAAAGAGAUCCAAAGGAACGUGUUUGGGAGAUUGUUUUGCACAAGAAUCUUGGAUGGAAUGAAGAAGACAGAUCAAGAGAGGAACUAAGUUACUCAGUAGGCUUGAGCUACGAUGAUUUAUCUCCAGAGUUGAAGCAAUGCUUUCUCUAUUACUCACUUCUGCCAAAGGGUUCAGGUUUUGAGAAGGAUAGAGUCAUUAGCAUGUGGAUUAGUGAAGGGUUCGUUCAACAUGAUGGGAGGUCAGAGUCAGGUGAAUUUGAUCUUGAAGAAAUAGGGGCUGAGUAUCACCGGGAGUUGGUAGAUAGGAAUCUUUUGGAGCCUGACGAUUCAGCUGAGAGCAUAUGGGAGUACACCUUGCAUGAUGUUGUCUGCUCGCUUGCUCAAUUUAUGUCUAAAGAAGAAGCUUUCAUGGUUCACAAGGAUCAAGUUGACAUUACAAAUCUUCUUUCGGAAAACAAAUAUUUUUGCCAUCUCUCAGUAAACGCGACUCAUUCAGAUUUAGAGUGGACCAUCCUAGAGAAGCAAAAAAGAUUGAGGACAUUAUUACUAAUAGGUUGUGAGAUUCAACCUGGUGGUUCAUUGGCAAAUUUUGCUAAUCUACGGGUAUUGGAUAUAAGCUCCAAGGAAUCAGAUUGGUUAGUGGACUCUUUGGGGGAGCUAAGACACCUAACAUACUUGUCAUUCUCCUAUACAGACAUAUCUAUGCUUCCAGGUGACAUCGAUAAGAUGAGGUUGCUUGAGCACAUUCAGCUCAAGGGUUGUACAAAGUUGGAAAAGGCUUCCUGA
Molecule: messenger RNA, 1104 nt
Organism: Triticum turgidum subsp. durum (durum wheat)
Lineage: Eukaryota; Viridiplantae; Streptophyta; Magnoliopsida; Poales; Poaceae
Source: the annotation of a GenBank genome assembly